Molecule: messenger RNA, 3983 nt
Organism: Lactuca sativa (garden lettuce)
Lineage: Eukaryota; Viridiplantae; Streptophyta; Magnoliopsida; Asterales; Asteraceae
Product: varicose-related protein
Biological process (GO): deadenylation-independent decapping of nuclear-transcribed mRNA
Cellular component (GO): P-body
Source: RefSeq, a predicted model, not a curated record
UUAAUGAAACACGCGUUUUUAAGGCGGGAUUUCACCCGCCUAUUGAAUCCCAAAAAUUAAAACCAACCCCCCCUCUUCCGAUUAGCAAGAAAAAGCCCUAGGCCUUCGUUUUCAUAGCAGCAUCGCACCACCACCCAACCUCCGAUCUCGCACCGCCAAGUGUCUCCGACCAUAUUCUCCAACCAUUCUUUCCUGUCGCACUACACUGAUAGCAAAACCCCCAUCAUUAUUUUAAACCACCGGUGAUACGCAUCCUCACCCUCUCCUCUAGAUCUUCAUUCUCUGUAAAAACCCUUCUACCAUCGAUGAUCGAAUUGCACUCCCAAAAAUUACAGAAUGAAAUCCUAAAAGAAUUAUAAAAAAUCCCGCUACUAAGAAAAAUCCCAAACAACCGGUGGCAUUUUCCCUAAAAUUCAUGAAUUCUCUCUUGCAAUUUUAGCGAUUUUCGUUUCCCCCCUAUUUUUUUUUGGCAUCGAUCACUUCUUAGGCGGUCAUUGGCCUUCAUUUUUAUUGUAUAUGGUUUCCCUUAUUCUCCUCCACCUUUGUUUCCAUCUUUCAUCUUCAAGUUCUUCUCAUCAAUCAUUGAGAUGAUUCAUAUGAUUCCAGGUCAAGGAGGAUGAAGAAGAGCUAUCGUUCAAGUUCUAGGAUUAGAAGAAGGAAAUCGAAGAAAUAUAUGAUAUAUCUAUAUAAUGAUUCAGACGAUUCAUAUGACUCCCUUUGUCCUUACUAAUACUGGAUCUUUGCUAGAACCACAAAGAUGCUAGUUACCCUUGGACUAAAUCAAACCUGAGGCAUCCAUGGUUUUCUUGAUUCUGCUAAAUCGGUGUCUAUGUUGCAUGAUAAAAUGGAACCAGAGGUUGUUGUAAAUGGAAAGAGACUACUUAGUUGUUUAGAUGCUUUGGCACUCAAUUUUUCAACUGAGGAAGUAGAAUUCAGUUUUAAUGAGUUUGGGCCAGAUGAUGAAGUAGAUAACUACUCAAGAAACACUCCUGAUGCAUUUCAUGAAGAUUAUGUAGCCAAGCUGUUCGAUGAAAUGCCAGGAGACGAGUUUUGGUUUGAACUAAAAGCCAUCAGAUGGUAUCCUGUUUCUGUUGACCCACCUUUGACUGGACUUCCAUGGUUAGUGCUAGAUAAUACAUGUACACACAUAAUACAUGUACAUAGAUGGUAUCUUGUUUGGUUUUCCCCUUGUUUUUUAGUUUGCAAUUGUACACACAUAUAGCUAUACAUACAUGUAUAUGUAUACAUACAUAUAUAGAUAGAAAUACAUGUAUGUAUGCAUAUAGAUACAUGUAUGUAUGCAUCUAUGUAUAUGUACAGAUAAAGAUUUGAUCAUGAGAAUGAUAUAUUGCUUGUUGGUGAUGACACAUGAGAAAUUUGUGAGCUGUGUUCAAAGCAUAAAGAUACUGUCAUAUUUUGAAGUACAACAAAUGAGUUUAGAUGUGGAUUUGGGUAACAUGCCAGUCCCUAAUCAAGCUUUUAGUGGGAAUGAUAGUGGGAAUCCAUGGAAAUGGCAAUAAGAAGACAACUCAGCUGCAUCUUUCAACAGGUGAAUGCUUUAUAAGGUGUGAGGGCGUAUCCAUGUUUUUAGAUUUCGAAAGACCAAUGAAGAAGAAGUAUGUAUUCUUGUAGGCUUUCUGAUAUAGAGUUUCCUGUUAGUGGUUGGUGGUGAGUGUGAUUCCCAAUGCUAUAAGCAUCAUAAACAUUAACUGUGGGUAUAUCUUGAGUAUUAAGAACAAGAUUCCCAUCUUCAAGAAGUUGAAACAAGAAUCGUCCGCCAGAAAAGUUUGUUUUGCUCAUUUUUGAAAUGAUCACUCCACCUCUCAAUAUAACCUGAGUAGGAAAUAGUGUGUUUGCUGGAUAAUCAAAACUACUCCACAUCUUGCUUGAAUUGCCACCAAAAAUCAUGAAGUUACCUGUAUCAUUCAGAAAACCUGAUGCAACACCCGAAAUGAAUCCUGAUCUCCAUACCUGUGUGCCUUGAGGAUCAGUGAGUACGAGUCCACUUUCACGAAGUAGCUCAACUUUGGAUCCUGUAGGCACCAUCCGAACAUCUUCUAGAUACCAGAUGAUGGUCAUGUCAGACUCCACGUAUCGUCUCCCUGCUGUCAGAAUCUUACAACCCACAUGUCCGCUACGGGGCAUCCAUGGCUGUUGGCAUUUCUUGUGCUGGCACUGGUGUGAGUGAUGAAAGCCAUGGUUUGAUGUCGGGUGUGGCAGUGAGUGAUGCACCAACCAGUAUAGAACCGUUAGACAAUUGUGCUGCUAUAAAAGAAUCAAACAGCAUAUAUGACUCAUGAACUUAUCAAUAAGGCUGUAAAUCAGUUGGAAAAAACAGUUAAUACUAAGCUUGAAGCAACUGUUUCAAGGCAAAUUCAAGUCCAAUUUCAAACAUAUGGAAAACAAGCUUUGCAGGAAGCACUGAAGAGUAGUAUGGAAGCUUCUAUUCUUCCUGCUUUCAAGAUGUCCUGCAAAAUCAUGUUUGACCAAAUUGACUCCACAUUUCAAAAAGGAAUGGUUGACCAUACAACAGCAGCUCAUCAACAAGUUGAAUCUAUACAUUGCUUUGAGGGAUACUAUCUAGGGAUGAGCGUUGGAACCGGACCGGUUCGGAACCGGAACCGGUAUUGCGAUAUUAUAAGAACCGGUAACCGGACCGCCGGCUCCGAUGCCGGUUCCGGUCCUGAUUUUUCGGUUAUUUAUGCAAACAAGAACCGAAUCGUAACCGGUUCUGGUUCAGUUCCGGUUCCGGCGGUUCUAAAGGUCAACCCUAUUACUAUCUAUUCAGCAUCAUCGAUAACUCAAACAUUGACCAGUGAGUUGACCGAUGGUCAACGGAAAUUGGUGGCUCUUGCAGGGUCAAAAUCAGUAAAUCCAUUAUUAAGCCAAAUCAGCAACGAGCCCACCAGUGGUUUCCAUGAGAAGAUGGAAGCACCAAUGGAUCCAACAAAAGAGCUAUCAAGAUUAGUAUACGAGCACAAAUACGAGGAGGCUUUUACUUCCACACUUCAAAGAAGUGAUGUACGGACCGUUUCCUGGUUAUGCUCACAGGUGGAUUUACAGGGGAUAUUAACGAGUAAUCCUGUACCUUUGAGCCAAGGGGUAUUACUAAUUUUAUAAUUGGGUAAAUUAAACAAAGUACUAUAUCGUUUUAUUCAAACCUAUAUUUUAAUUGUUGUUUUGAUUGAUGUUAAAAGGGUGAGUCCAGGGCCUGAACUAAUAGGUAUCACUUUAUAUUCUCAAAAUAGUGGAAGAGCUUGGAUUAGAAAAAAAACUCAUUCAAGACCAAUUAGAAAAAUUGGAGCAACUUUUUAAUGGGAUCUUUGUACUGAAAUAGUUCACACCACGUGCAAGGGACUACCUACUCUUAUGCCGGGAGUGCAUCUCCACCAAGUUAUAGUUGUUGAAGAUCAAGUUAUAGCUGUUGAAACUAUGAGGCAAGAUGAUACUAGAUGUAAGUCUUAUAAAAAAAGGAUGCAAGUGGGAUCAAAACCAGUUCCUAAUACAACACAGUAAAGACCCAAAGCCAAUUUAAGAACAAGUUUUCCUUCUAUCCAGCUACAACCUGAAGGGUGAUAAUUCUUGCUUGAGAACGUGGUUUAAAUCUUGAACUUUUAGAUAUCCCUGUUCAGAGCCUUGUGAAAGAUCCAUUAAAGGUUGUUAUGAAAGCUGGUGAUGCUGAGCUUGAAAUGCGAGGAAGGCACAAUGCAGGUCAAAAGGUUCUGACAGCUCUAGCAACCUCCUUCCAUGCCCUGCAGCCUCUCAAAGCUCCUGCAUUUAGGUUAAUUCUUUUAGAAAUGAAAUUGCCAAAGGAGAUUGUCAAAGGAGAAUUUAGUCAUGGGUUUCUUUUAAUGUUGUACACGUUUUGUUUUAUAUAAUAAAUAUUAAUGCAAUAUUAGCAAUGUGUUACAUUUACUUACUAUUGGAAUGAUUAUUUGAAUUUGACAUAUUAGUGCAAUGAAUUAUCUUUAUUGUUUAUGGUA